Amphiprion ocellaris (clown anemonefish) is the source of this 4248-nucleotide messenger RNA. RefSeq names its product ring finger protein, LIM domain interacting (gene rlim). The record is from RefSeq and is a predicted model, not a curated record. The transcript is spliced from 4 exons. Gene Ontology annotation, molecular function: ubiquitin protein ligase activity. Gene Ontology annotation, cellular component: cytoplasm; nucleoplasm. Gene Ontology annotation, biological process: random inactivation of X chromosome; protein ubiquitination; ubiquitin-dependent protein catabolic process. NCBI's taxonomy places the organism in Eukaryota, Metazoa, Chordata, Actinopteri, Pomacentridae. The coding region runs from base 312 to 2360 and encodes 682 amino acids.
CUCGGCUACCAAUGACAGACUUAAAUACAAACCAUUUGGCCUUGCGUUAUUGCAGCUUCUCUGUCUUACCUGUAGGGUUCAACUCAGGGAAAAACAUCGGUGUGUAGUCAGUUUCCGGAAAAUCAUCGUAGCCUUCCUACAAGAAAGAAAAUGGAAUCCUGAAAUCGGACUUAGCUAAACGGUCAAUCGUUUUUCAGACACUUUUUAAAGAGCAACCGGGUAGUACGACUAUACUGCUACUAACAUCGCCGAACAGCUGGAUCUUCCUGAAAAUUGGAGAGCAUCGCCAGACCUCCCUCCCUUCUGAGUCAAUGGAAGGGUCUGACAGUUUAGAGCAGAAUGGCAGUGACCAGCCAGAGUCACAGCGCAGAAGGCAGCUGGACCGCCUGGACAGGGAGGAGGCCUUCUACCAGUUUGUCAACAAUCUCAGUGAUGAGGACUAUCGCCUCAUGAGAGACAACAAUCUUUUGGGCACUCCAGGAGAGGUAACAGAGGAUGAGCUGUUAAGUAGACUUCACCAAAUCAAAGAUGGACCAGAACCGCAAAGCAACACCCCUAGUACUGAAAGUGCAGAAGAUCCAGUUGAACAACCCGAAAGCUCUGAGGAUCCUGCCAGCGGGGAUAGUCUCCUGGACUGGCUGAACACAGUGAGGCGCACAGGAAAUACAACCAGAACUGGUCAUCGUGGGAACCAGUCAUGGCGGGCUGUAAGCCAAACCAACCCAAACAGUGGAGAUUUUCGCUUCAGUCUGGAAAUCAGUGUGAACCGCAAUCUGGCUGAACAGCAGGCAGCCGCUGAAGGGGAGCAACAGUCUCCAGAGCAAUCUCCAGAAGACCCUCCAGAGCAGUCCCCAGAAGACCUUCCAGAGCAGUCUCCAGAAAACCCUCCAGAGCAGUCUCCAGAAGACCCUCGAGAACCGUCUACUGAGCUGUCUCCAGAACAGUCUCCAGAGAUUCAGGAAGUCGGAGCAAAUGUUGAACCACAGGUUCCUAUGGAGACAGAAGUAGUGGAAGAACCAGUUGUAGAAGAGCUAGCUGUCAUAGUGGAACCUGAGCCUGAACUAGAAGAGAUUGUUUCGCAAGAAGUUUUAGGAGAACCUCCCAGCUCACCUGCUGCCCUGCCAGUACAACCUCCACUUUGUCCUUCUCCACGCAGAGGACAAAGGAGGGCCCGCAGCCGUAGCCCAGAACCACGCAGGACUAGGGCACGUUUAGCCAGAAGCCGUUCCCCUCUCAACUUGGAUCAGCUUGAUGCUCUCCCUAAUCCACGAUAUGCUUAUAGCUCUCAAAGCCCCAGUUCUUCCACCGAUGCUUCUCCUGUGCCUCAAGUAGAGGGCAGUUCUCGGACUCGACAACAUGUUCUUUCCAGGCAAAGCACCACGGAAGGUGAUGUUCAGGCAUCUAGGGCUGGUGCAGAAUCAGUCGCAGAAGCCCAAACCACUGGAUCUCAGGAAGGAGAAGCUGCUGCGGGAGAAGGAGGAGCCGCAGGGCGUCGUCCCCCUACUAUUAUGCUAGAUCUCCAGGUGCGUCGUGUGCGCCCAGGUGAAUAUCGGCAAAGAGACAGCAUCGCCAGUCGAACCCGCUCACGCUCCCAAAACUCAAACAACACAUUUCUUUAUGAGAGUGAGCGUGGUGGAUUUCGUAGGACUUUCUCUCGCUCUGAACGUGCUGGUGUGAGGACCUACGUCAGUACUAUUCGCAUCCCUAUUCGAAGAAUCUCUGAUGCAGGUUUGGGAGAGGCAACCUCAAUGGCUCUCCAGUCGAUGAUUCGACAGAUUAUGACUGGUUUUGGUGAGCUUGGCUACCUCAUGGAUUCUGACUCCGAUUCUUCAGAUUCAAACCGUGGAGCAAACACGCCUGCGGACCUGGAAGCUCCUAACAACCCAGAUGCUACUGCAACUGAUGGCCCUGCUGCUGAUGUUGACGAGCAACCUGUUGCUGCUGGAGUCAGGGGAAGGACAGUUGAGACUGAUAUGGAUGAGGGCCUUUCCACUGGUCCACCUAUCUCUGGCGGCAGGGCUCGACCCAGGCCCCCUAUCAGCCUAGAGGAGCCCAGUUCACUGCCCUUCCUGCGGCUUGCUCACUUCUUUCUCUUAAAUGAUGAUGAUGAGGACCAGCCCCAGGGGCUGACCAAAGAACAGAUUGACAACCUCUCCAUGCGCAACUUUGGUGAGAGUGAUGCCUUGAAGACUUGCAGUGUCUGCAUAACAGAGUAUGCAGAAGGGAACAAGCUACGUAAGCUUCCCUGCUCACAUGAGUACCACGUCCACUGCAUAGAUCGCUGGCUGUCCGAAAACUCGACUUGCCCCAUCUGCCGCAGGGCUGUCCUAGUGUCAGCCAACCGAGAGAGUGUAGUGUAACUCUUAACAGACUUCAGGCCUUUUCUCUCAACCUAAGUAAUCUUAUAUCCCAAGUCAAUAAGAGGCUUUGAGGACGUGUCUCCACUGUUGAAAUGUAUUUCCUUCAUACCAUUUGUGAGUUUGAUCAUAAUGCAGUCACAGGUUUGAUUAGGGGUGCUUCAUACAGUGACAUCGGGACAUAUUCAGUCUCCAGUUGGAUAUUUCUUACUCCAGUCCAAAGGUGGGCACAAACAAUGCAUGCGAUUGAUCAACCUGUAGCAACCAUGCAGUGUUGCACUGUAUCAAGCCAUGCGCACAAGCAGGCCUAUAUCUCAUAAAGAAUCCUCUGAUUAUAAAUGCUGCACACCUGCAGGGUAGUUCAGGCACUUCAAAUCAGAUCUUUUGUGUUGGCUCCUAAAUGGCGCCUUAUAUACCAUUAGUUGGUUAUAGGUACUAUUCCUAGUUACACCAGUUCAGAGUAUUAGCUGUAAAUAAGCUUGUAAAAAUGAUUUUGAAUCAUACUUUGUAUCAGUGAAUUGGUUUUGGAUUGUAAAUUACCAUAUGAAAAUCUGGGUGAUGAUGGCAGUAACCCCGAAUUUGGUUUUUAAAAAAAGGUUGAAUCAGUGUACACAGUAGAAUUAUUUACAGAUUGUGAUGUCCAAAGGAUGUAGGACAUAAAUUGGUUUGCAAUUUACAGUGUGACUUGUACUCUCUUCUUGUUCACCUGAAAGAAACAAUUUGCUAUUAUGCAGUGGCAUAUAACAUUAAAAUUUUCAGUGUGUGCUGAAUUCUUUAAAACACAAUGAUGUUCUGGCAUACGCGAAACACAAUUAGGUUAUUUUCCAAAGUGCAAGUUCAUUUUGGAAUCAUUUGGUGGUGUUAUUUUCUUGAUCAUUACAAUGAUAAGGAGGAGUUAUAUGAGAAAGUAGGGAUGUCUCUCUUUGGUAAUUGACACUUAGUUGAUCUAAAGUUAUGAAUUUUCCCACCGUUUCUGAUCACAGGCAUGUUAUCAGAAAUUGAAAUAAAGUUGCUUUUGCUUUUUUCCCUUCUCUCUACACACAUACACAAAAGGAUAUUUACUUUUUAUUGUACAGUAACCAUUCGUCCAUUCAUUUGUUAGCUAUUUGCUGGAUUCCUUAUUUUUCCACUAACUUUAUGGAUUUUUUUAAAUUACUGAUUGAUGAUUUAAGUUUUGGUAUUGGCAGAGUUAAAUAACUAGGUAGACCUAAAAGGAAAUGUAGACUUGCCUUUGUCGGUCAAACCAGAAUAGUUUCAAAUACCCUUUACUGUACAAAUUACAACAAAUGUUAUUAAUCCAAAGGUUUGACUGUUGGACAUUUACCAAGUCACAUAGUUGUCCUUUAGUAAUAGCUUCAACAGAACGUUAAGACGCUUGCCCACUGUGCCCUCCUUCUGCCUCAUGAGCAAAUGCUCCAUAUCGGUGUGCAAUACAUGCAAAAGUGAAAGUAGGGAAAUACAAACCAUGAUGUAAGUGUAUGAUAUUGUUCAGAGCUGUUGUUUAUGGCUAAGAUCUUAAAUGAAGACUUAAUACCUUUUAUGUGUUGAAGUUCAUUUUAUUUUAUUUAGAAGUUCUGUAGAUUUUAAUAGCACUGUUAAUGAACGGGGACACUGGCUACAGGAAGAAGAGGGCAUCACUAUUAAUGCCAUCCUGUCAUGUUUCUUGUUUCAUUGUUUGAUGUCUUAGCCACAAUUACUACUUCCCUUUGUGGGACAUAAAAGAUUGAAUGCAAGACGUUGUUGAAUACCAUAAACAUGUAAAUGAAAUGUAUGUUCCCUCUUAGGCCAUGCUUUCAUUUUGGCCUUGUUCUGUGACCCACUCAGUGCAGUAUGUUAACUGGGUGUUAAAUGAAACUAACCGCUGAAUUAAACAAGUUGUUAUGCUAUGAAA